AAGUGAGAAAUUUGGCGGGAAAUUUAUUAAUUCAACGCCGCCUGGUGUCCUUGUUUUAUGUGGUUAUAUAUGUCAUAAGUACAUGUGUAUUCGUAUAUCUCAUAUACAUUCAUAUUUUAAAUAAAUGACGAUAUUUUUACCAUUAUUUAUUAAAUAAUAAUAAGCAAAACUCUAAACUCUACUUACUCUCAAUUUUCAUUUUUUAUAUUUUGUGAAUUAAACAUUAUGAAUCAAAAUAGCUCUCCUCCCAGAUCCGAUAGAAAUAUGGAUGCAAUGACAUCCCCUGCACCUGAUAUAGAUGAACCUUUUGAAGAUGAAAGUGAAUUACUUAAUGAAGAUAAUGACGUUAAUAAUGAAGAAGAAGGAGAAGAAUUAUUUGGAGAUAACAUGGAGGCUGAUUACCGUCCCAUGCCAGCACUUGAUAGAUAUGAUCCUGCCAUGCUCGAUGAUGAUGACUAUUCUGAAUUAUCUCAAGGAGAACGUAUAGCAGCUGAAAUAGAAAUGCGAAAGAGAGAUCGCGCAGCUGGAAUUAUAAGAGAUGAUAGAGAUUUACUUUAUGAUGAUACCGAUGAAGAUGAAACACAAACUCACAAGCGACGCAUGGCUGAAAAGGCUGCUACUGGUGAAAUUGAUGACAUAGAGAUGAUAGAAUCCAUAGAAAACUUAGAAGAUACAAAAGGCCAUUCUAUCAAAGAAUGGGUCACAAUGUUAGGACCAAGAACAGAGAUCUCCAAUCGUUUUAAGAGUUUUUUACGUACUCACACAAAUUCGAAAGGACAAUAUAUGUACAAAGAACGUAUUCGUCACAUGUGUGAAAGCAAUCAGUCCAGCUUUAUUGUGGAAUUCCCCAUUCUUGCAAGUAAAGAACAUGUUUUAGCUUAUUUUUUGCCAGAAGCUCCAUUUCAAAUGUUACAAAUAUUUGAUGAAGUAGCCAAGGAAUUGGUAUUAACUAUUUUUCCUAGUUAUGAAAGAGUUACAAGUGAAAUUCAUGUUAGAAUAUCAGAACUUCCAUUAAUAGAAGAAUUACGUACAUUUAGGAAGCUACACCUUAAUCAAUUAGUUCGAACUCUUGGUGUUGUAACUGCUACAACAGGAGUGCUUCCGCAAUUAUCUGUCGUUAAAUAUGAUUGUUCUAAGUGUGGAUAUGUUCUUGGUCCUUUUGUACAAUCUCAAAACUCAGAAGUUAAACCAAGUUCAUGUCCAGAAUGUCAAAGCUUUGGUCCUUUCAUGAUUAAUAUGGAACAAACAAUAUACAGAAAUUAUCAAAGAAUAACAAUUCAAGAAUCUCCAGGUAGAGUACCUGCAGGCAGAAUACCAAGAAGUAAAGAUUGUAUUUUAUUAUCUGAUAUUUGUGAUCGAUGUAAACCAGGAGAUGAGAUAGAUCUUACUGCAAUAUAUACUAAUAAUUAUGAUGGUUCUUUAAAUACAGAACAAGGCUUUCCAGUGUUUUCUACAGUAUUAUUGGCUAAUUACUUAUUUGUGAAGGAUUCUAAAGAAAUUGUAGAAUCUCUAACUGAAGAAGAUAUUGCUAGUAUUCUUGCUUUGAGUAAAGAUCAUCGUGUUGCUGAUCGAAUUGUUGCAAGUAUUGCUCCUUCCAUAUAUGGACAUGAAUAUAUUAAACGAGCACUCGCAUUAACCAUUUUUGGAGGAGAAGCAAAAAAUCCUGGUAAUAAACACAAAGUAAGAGGAGAUAUAAAUGUCCUAAUCUGUGGUGAUCCAGGAACAGCUAAAUCUCAAUUUUUAAAAUACAUUGAAAAAAUAGCACCGAGAGCAAUUUUCACAACAGGUCAAGGGGCUUCUGCUGUAGGUUUAACCGCAUAUGUACGUAGAUCACCUACUACACGAGAAUGGACAUUAGAAGCUGGUGCUUUAGUUUUAGCAGACCAUGGUGUUUGUCUAAUUGAUGAAUUUGAUAAGAUGAAUGAUCAAGAUAGAACAUCUAUACAUGAAGCUAUGGAACAACAAAGUAUCUCUAUUUCAAAAGCAGGGAUCGUUACAUCAUUGCAUGCUAGAUGUUCAGUAAUAGCUGCAUCCAAUCCAAUUGGAGGCAGAUAUGAUGCUAGUAUGACCUUUUCAGAAAAUGUAGAUUUAUCAGAACCAAUUAUUUCCCGAUUUGAUGUACUGUGUAUAGUUAAGGAUGAAGUGGAUCCUAUGCAAGAUAGACAUUUGGCUAAAUUUGUAGUAAAUUCACAUAUUAAACAUCACCCAACUAAUUCAGAAAAAACAGUACCAACAGAAUCAGUGGAGACAACACAAAAUCUUCCUAUUCCUCAAGAUCUUCUUAGAAAGUAUAUUGUUUAUGCAAAACAAAACGUUCAUCCUAAAUUAACUAAUAUUGAUCAAGAUAAAAUAGCUAAAUUAUAUAGUCGUUUAAGACAAGAAAGUUUGGCUACAGGAAGUUUACCUAUAACAGUACGACACAUUGAAAGCAUAAUUCGUAUGGCCGAAGCUAGUGCAAAAAUGUAUUUACGAGAUCAUGUACAAGAAGGUGAUAUUAAUCUUGCCAUUAGAAUGAUUUUAGACAGCUUUGUUGAUACACAAAAAUACUCUGUUAUGAAAAGCAUGCGGCAGACAUUUCAGAAAUACUUAUCAUACAAGAAAGAUCAUAGUGAACUUUUGUAUUACAUACUUCGACAAAUUACAUUGGAUACAUUAGCAUUCCAAAAAGCCUUGCAUGGGAAUAGAAUUACAACUCUUGAAAUAUCGGAAAAAGAUUUAUUGGACAGGGCUAAACAGAUUGACAUACAUAAUUUACAUCCAUUUUAUGAAAGUGAUAUUUUUAAAACUAAUAAUUUUGUAUAUGAUUCUCGAAGAAAGGUAAUUAUUCAAACUCUUCCUGAAACUAUCGAUGACUGAGGAAUUCAUGAAAUAUUUAAUUAUUUUAAAUAAUACUUCAUAAUUUUUUUAUCAUGAAUG
Vespa mandarinia (Asian giant hornet) is the source of this 2916-nucleotide messenger RNA. RefSeq names its product DNA replication licensing factor Mcm2 (gene Mcm2). Gene Ontology annotation, cellular component: nucleus; MCM complex. Gene Ontology annotation, molecular function: ATP binding; 3'-5' DNA helicase activity; single-stranded DNA helicase activity. Gene Ontology annotation, biological process: DNA replication; mitotic DNA replication initiation; double-strand break repair via break-induced replication. NCBI's taxonomy places the organism in Eukaryota, Metazoa, Arthropoda, Insecta, Hymenoptera, Vespidae. The record is from RefSeq and is a predicted model, not a curated record.